Molecule: messenger RNA, 2523 nt
Organism: Leptosomus discolor (cuckoo roller)
Lineage: Eukaryota; Metazoa; Chordata; Aves; Leptosomiformes; Leptosomidae
Source: RefSeq, a predicted model, not a curated record
GCUCAACAGGCUUUGCCUAGCCAGCCACUUGGCCCUCAGCAGCCUCAGCAGCCAUGUGUUCCUCCAGCAGCAGCAGCAGCGCUUGGUGGCCGUGGACGACAAAGGGGCCCUCCGAGUGUUCCUGAAACAAUAGGAUUACAGAUUUCUGAAGAACUUCAGCAAUUGUCUUUAGGAGAUAGGGGUGGACGUCGUAAAGAUUUCCAUGACCUCGGGGUAAAUACACGGCAAGCCAUAGAACAUGUUCAAGAAUCAAAAACUGGUUCUUCAGGUGUUACGGUAAAAUUAACUACAAAUUACUUUCGUUUGACGUCUCGACCCCAGUGGUCUUUAUAUCAGUACCACGUUGGCUAUAAUCCUGAGAUGGAAGCACGCCGUCUUCGAUCUGCUUUGCUCUUUCAGCACGAAGAGCUGAUUGGACAGGCACAUGCAUUUGAUGGAUCGCUAUUAUUCUUGCCAAGAAGACUAAGGAAUAAGGUUACUGAAGUGUUUAGUAGGACUCGAAAUGGAGAGGAUGUCAAGAUAACGAUCACGUUGACUAACGAGUUGCCACCUAAUUCACCUACAUGUCUGCAAUUUUACAACAUCAUUUUCAGAAGGCUUUUGAAGAUGUUGAAUUUGCAGCAGAUUGGACGUAAUUACUACAACCCCGAUGACCCAAUCAUCAUCCCGAAUCACAGGUUGAUGAUUUGGCCGGGCUUCGUAAGCUCUAUCCUCCGGUAUGAGGAAGGCAUUAUGUUAUGUACAGAUGUGAGCCAUAAGGUUCUUCGCAAUGAAACAGUGUUGGAUUUUAUGUACAGUCUGUAUCAUCAGGUUGGAGAGCAAAGAUUUAAAGAUGCCUGUGCUAAAGAGCUGAUAGGUGUAAUUGUUCUUACAAAGUACAAUAACAGAACAUACAGAGUCGAUGACAUCGACUGGGAUGCCAAUCCACGGUGUACCUUUAGAAAAGCAGAUGGUUCUGAGAUCAGCUAUGUGGACUACUACAAAAUGCAAUAUAACCAAGAAAUCACUGAUUUGAGGCAGCCUGUCUUGAUCAGUCAGGCUAGGAAGAAGAGUGGCAGCAUCGUGCCAGGGCCUGUGGCUCUCAUUCCAGAGCUGUGCUUCCUAACAGGAUUAACUGAGAAGAUGCGUAAUGAUUUCAAAGUGAUGAGAGACUUGGCUGUUCAUACACGACUGCCACCUGUGCAGAGGCAACGUGAGAUUGGAAGACUUGUUGACUACAUCCGAGAAGAUGAUGGCGUUCAGAAGGAACUCAGCAACUGGGGUUUAAGCUUUGAUUCCGAUUUAUUAUCCUUCACGGGAAGAGUUGUUCAAGGAGAAAAGAUCCUUCAGUCAGGACGUACGUUUGACUACAAUCCUCAGUUUGCUGAUUGGUCAAGGGAAACUAGGGGAGCUCCUUUAACCUGUGCAAAGCCUCUGGACAAGUGGUUAUUAAUAUACCCACGUCACAACUAUGAUGCUGCCAAUACGUUGCUUCAAAGUCUGUCUAAAGUCACGCCAUCCAUGGGAAUCCGCAUGAACGACCCAACCCUGAUUGAAGUAGAGGAUAGAACAGAAGCUUAUUUGAGGGCUUUACAGCAAUGUGUUACCCCUGACACAAACAUAGUAGUUUGUGUUUUGUCUAGUGCCCGAAAAGAUAAAUAUGAUGCUAUCAAGAAAUACUUAUGUACAGACUGUCCCAUCCCAAGUCAGUGUGUGCUUGCUCGCACUUUAAGCAAGCCUCAGACUGCUGCAGCCAUAGCAACAAAAAUUGCCUUACAAAUGAACUGUAAAAUGGGUGGAGAACUUUGGAAUGUUGAGAUCCCGCUGAAACAGGUAAUGAUUGUGGGAAUCGAUUGUUACCACGACACUUUGUCUGGAAAGCAGUCAAUUGCAGGAUUUGUUGCUAGCAUGAAUCAAACAAUGACACGGUGGUUCUCGCGCUGUGUUGUUCAAGGUCGUGGACAAGAACUCGUGGAUGGGCUCAAAGGCUGCUUGCAAACUGCUUUAAGAGACUGGUUCAAGUGGAAUAAGUGUUUGCCCUCUCGUAUUGUUGUGUAUCGUGAUGGUGUAGGAGAUGGACAGCUAAGUACUUUGGUUGAUUAUGAAGUGCCUCAAUUUCUGGAUUGCAUGAAGAGCGUUGGCAGAGACUACAAUCCGAGACUUUCUGUGAUAGUGGUGAAGAAACGCGUGAACACCAGGUUCUUUGCCCAGAGUGGUGGAGCCCUUACAAACCCGCCCCCUGGUACUGUUGUGGAUGUGGCGGUUACCAGACCAGAGUGGUAUGAUUUCUUCAUUGUGAGUCAGACAGUGAGAGAUGGUUGUGUUGCACCCACUCAUUAUAACGUAAUUUAUGACACGAGCAAACUGAAACCAGAUCACAUGCAACGUUUAACCUACAAACUUUGCCACAUGUAUUAUAACUGGCCGGGUGUUAUCAGAGUACCAGCUCCUUGUCAGUAUGCUCAUAAGCUGGCCUUCCUUGUUGGUCAGAGUAUUCACAGAGAACCAAACCAGUUGCUUUCGGACAGACUUUACUAUCUUUGA